This is a messenger RNA of Quercus lobata, 869 nucleotides long. RefSeq names its product peptidoglycan-binding LysM domain-containing protein. NCBI's taxonomy places the organism in Eukaryota, Viridiplantae, Streptophyta, Magnoliopsida, Fagales, Fagaceae. The transcript has a single exon. The coding region runs from base 89 to 430 and encodes 113 amino acids. The record is from RefSeq and is a predicted model, not a curated record.
ACACACUCACACACACCACUUUCCAUAUAUAUAUAUAUACUCUAAAAACACUUCUGUUUCAUCAAAAGUUCAAAACCCAUAUUUUUUUAUGGCAAACUCUUCAACAACCAAAGCCAUGAAGGCAUCAAUAUCCAUAGCCGAUUCAGCAUCAUGGUAUUGUGCCAUAACCUUGUUAGGUUUGAUCUUGUUGGCCUCUAUAAGGGAGACUGUCACUGAUGAAAGUAGUACUGUGAGAGGGAACCAGUUCUUGAACAACCGGCCAUGUGAUGAAAUCUAUGUGGUGGGAGAGGGUGAGACCCUCCACACCAUCAGCGACAAGUGCGGCGAUCCGUUUAUCGUGGAGCGUAACCCGCAUAUCCAUGACCCGGAUGAUGUGUUCCCUGGACUGGUCAUCAAGAUCGUCACUCCCUCCCAGAUAGGCAGCUCAUGAUCGAUGUUGAAGUAGUUUUCAGGGAGAUAAGUCUUUGCAUUCUUUUUUCUUAUGACAAGAGAGAGAGAGAGAGAAAGGAGAUUUGAACCUACGUUCUCUUCUACAGAGGAAUUGAAGAUUAUCAUUGAGCUAUCAGACUUUUGGUAAAUAAGCCUUUCCAAUUCCAACAUGGAAUAUGUAGUAUAGAGAAUUAGACUCUCAAAAGAAGUGGAAAUUAUAGGGACCAUUUCUUUUCUUUCCAUCUUGUUUUUUGUGAACAUACCUUUUUUGUUUUUGUUUUUGUUUUAAUGUGUAUGUAAAUGGUGAUGAACAUGAUGGCCUUUUUAAUAAGUUCAUGGGCUAUUAGUAUUGAUUUUUGGUUAUAGAGAAGGCCUAAUUUUCCCAUACAAAGCUUGUAUCACUUAAAGAAUGAAUUAUCAAAGGAAUUAAAACUUUUGUA